AUGCGCUCCUUUUCUCUCUUUGUGUCCUUGUCGGCAGCCGCUGGCGCUCUCGCUGCUUUUGGAGAGCUCCCGGCCAAUGUUCCACGAAAUGUCGACGAAUUUCGAGACAAGCAUCCCUACAAGCCAUCCCCAGGGUGUGGCGGCGGUGACCGUCCCAUUGUCACUAUCCGCGACUCCAAGAAUGAUACGGAUGAUGUCGCCGACGAGUUUUACGCCGGUCUACAAGAGGCCAACAAUGGCGGAACCCUCCAGCUCGAAAAGGACAAGCUAUACAUAAUUGGCAAACCCCUCGACCUGACCUUUUUGAAUAAUGUGCAAGUUCAAUGGGACGGUGAGGUCAAGUUUACCAAUGACACUCCUUACUGGCAGGCCAAUGCCUUUGCACAUCCGUUCCAGAACUCGCUCAUGUUUUGGAAGUGGGGAGGCAAGGACGUCAAGAUCUUUGGUGAGGGCGUGCUCAAUGGCAAUGGCCAACGAUGGUGGAACGAAUUUGCGGGUCUCGAGAUCUUGGACCCAGACAAUGAAUACCUCCGACCCAUUCUGUUUUACGCCGAGAAUGCGACCAACUUUGCCAUGGAAGGCAUUCACGAAAAAGACUCUCCCUGCUGGACCAAUUUCAUCGUCACCUCUCAGGGCGUUUCAUUCAAAAACGUCAUUGUGACUGCCGAGUCCAACAACGCUUCUGCCCUCCCAAAGAAUACCGACUUUUUCGACUCUCUAAACGUUGUCGACUUGACUGUAGAACAAGUAUGGGUCAACAUUGGCGACGAUUGCUUCUCGCCCAAGUCCAACGCCACCAAUAUUCACGUCGACACCAUGUACUGCAACGGAACUCACGGCCAGUCAAUGGGAUCUGUUGGUCAGUACGAGGGUGAAUACAGCUUUAUUCAAGACGUUGUCAUUGAAAAUGUGUGGCUACUCAACGGUCAACACGGCGCACGCAUCAAGACUUGGGCCGGCCCAGACGUUGGCUACGGUUUUGUCAACAACAUUACCUUUCGGAAUUUCUGGCAGGCAAACAAUGAGUACUCGGCCUUUCUUGACUCGUGCUACUUUAACAUCAAUGCCUCAACCUGCGCUGCCUACCCAUCGCAAAUGAACAUUACCAACGUUCUCUUUGAAAACUUUUCGGGCUACACGUCUGGCAAAUACGGCACGGCAGUAGCGUCUCUGACCUGCUCGACGAACCCGAAUGCAGUGUGUGACAAUAUCCAAUUCAAAAACUUCAACAUCACGUCCCCAUGCGGUGACGCUGUCAUAAUAUGUGAUGGUAUCAAGGGAGGGCUUGGCGACGACUAUCCCUGCGUCUCCAAGAACACCACAGAGGCCACCGCCGCACUCGCCGCCACGUGCUCUGUGCCUCUGGCCACGAGCACUGUUACCCCAUGGUAG
This is a messenger RNA of Pestalotiopsis fici W106-1, 1392 nucleotides long. RefSeq lists its product as uncharacterized. The transcript is spliced from 3 exons. The coding region runs from base 1 to 1392 and encodes 463 amino acids. Gene Ontology annotation, molecular function: polygalacturonase activity. NCBI's taxonomy places the organism in Eukaryota, Fungi, Ascomycota, Sordariomycetes, Amphisphaeriales, Sporocadaceae. The record is from RefSeq and is a predicted model, not a curated record. Gene Ontology annotation, biological process: carbohydrate metabolic process.